AUGACUCAACGUAGGACUCGUCUUCUGAAAGAAUUGCGAGCCAGCGGAGAGUGCACUGUUGAACGAAGACGUGACCUCGACUUAUUACGAUUCAAGAUAAAAUAUAUCGCAAAGAACUUCUGCACCAACCUCUACCGCUCAUCAACAAUCGUACCGAUGUCUGUUGUUCCCACUUGGGAAGCCAUCACGGAAACUACCUGCUGUAUGCAAGCCGCGAGCCAGGCCAUGUAG
Cylicostephanus goldi is the source of this 231-nucleotide messenger RNA. The record is from the annotation of a GenBank genome assembly. Lineage: Eukaryota; Metazoa; Nematoda; Chromadorea; Rhabditida; Strongylidae.